Messenger RNA from Papaver somniferum (opium poppy), 2293 nucleotides. Its product is annotated as MORC family CW-type zinc finger protein 4-like. The transcript is spliced from 11 exons. The record is from RefSeq and is a predicted model, not a curated record. The coding region runs from base 874 to 1773 and encodes 299 amino acids. Gene Ontology annotation, cellular component: nucleus. Gene Ontology annotation, molecular function: zinc ion binding; ATP hydrolysis activity. NCBI's taxonomy places the organism in Eukaryota, Viridiplantae, Streptophyta, Magnoliopsida, Ranunculales, Papaveraceae.
GACUCUUUCAAAACCCCAACAUUCUGCCAAAACCUGAGAGAGAAACCGAGAGAGAACAAUCGAGAAAUCGGAUCGAGAUCGAGGUUUAGUUUCAUUGAAGAUUACCAGUUAAAGAUAUGGCAGGAAAUGUGGUACAGCUGUCGUUCAAAGGGCUACACUUAGGCACAAUGAAUUGUGUUGGUGCUCCUGUGAGAGUACCUCGCCAUGUAACUGUAGAGCGAGGGUUUAGGCCUGAGUAUGCGCACCAAUUCACGAUGGUUCCAGUUACGACCAGUCUUUCUUAUCCUUUGUUCCUGGAAGGAGUGCGGCGUAAGACUGCUAUUUCGGAUGUUGGAUAUAUUAGAUUGUGUAUAAAAGCUAAUCCUGAUGGUGGGAUGUCACUCCUAGUUUAUUAUCAAAUUUCUGACCCCUACUUUUGGGACAACACUUAUAACAAUGCAGACUUGGAGCAUUUGCUGUUAUUAGGAAAAACAUACUCCGGUGCGGAGUUACUUGGAGCUUUUGCUCACAUUGUCGACAACUCAAGAGAUGCUUCAGCGACAAGAGUUAACAUUUCAGUCGCCUCUUUUAUGAAGCUAAAAAUGGAACAGAUAUUCCAGUCCUAUCAUUUUUGGAUGAUGGGGUUGGUAUGACAUUCCCUAGGUUAAAAGAAAUGUUAUCUUUUACGAACGUCCCAGUACCAGCUCAAGAUAAUACAACAAAUUCUUUGGUAAAUCUUUUAAGGAAGCUGCAUUGUCACUUGGUCUCAAUAUAUUAGUAAUUAGUCAAACAAGUGGAUCAAGAAGCAUCGGUUUCCUGUCCCAAUCGCUAAACCGAGAUAACAAGGAGUUCAUUGAAAUUCCACUUUUAGGCUUUUGGAGAUCUGAGCAGGCAAUGGUAUUGGAUGAGAGUUUACACCCUAAAACGGCUAGUGAGAAGAGUCUGAAUCUCUUAAAAGAUCAUACCCCGUUUGAUGAGUUCUCUUUGGGAGGAUUAUUUGAGAAGUUCGGUAAUGGAAGCGGUACACGUAUUCUUAUUUGGAAUUUCGCCAAAGAUAGAGUGACAGGAGAAGAUGCUCUGCGAUGGAUUGAAAGUGACAUUGUGAUCUGCAGCAACAGUUCUAGCCGUCCCGAUUGCUCACUUACAUCAUUCUUGAAGUUCUUGUAUAGAGAAUCAACAAUGAAUAUAUCCAUUCAAGGGCUCUAUGUUCUCAAUUUCUCUUGGGAAAACAGUUUAACAAGAAAGGAAACGAUGGAUGACUUGGUGAUGGGAAGUCAGAUACAGGUUACGUUUGGAUUUUCUGAGACAGAUUGUGUAGAAAACAACUGUGGUGUGCUGAUAUACUGGAAUGGAAGAUUAAUCGAGGCUCAUAAAAAGGUGGGGAAUAUGCAAAGUGGCUGCAGUCGAGGAGUGAUUGGCGCUGUUGAAGUCUCGCACUUCAUGCCUAAGCAGAAUAUACAUAUACUGCAAUCUAAACAACAAUUCCGCCACUGCUAUGCUUACGAUCAGUUGGAGGAGAGCUUAGAAAGAUCUUAUAACAAUUAUGCGGCACGAAACUUAACCCCGGAGGAAAUGAAUAACACUCCGACCAGAUCCGAUGACCCUCUAUUUGAAUGGGUGCACUGCGAUAAGUGCGGAAAGUGGAGGAGGCUGCACCCAUCUGUAGACAAAAAUUAUCUACCCAAAAAUUGGUUUUGCCCUGAUUUCCCGUACCUAGGAUCAUGUAAAGAAAAAGAAGAAAAAGAGGUAGAUGGCGAGUACAUGAUUCAAAUUGAUGAUCCAAUGCCAAGAUGAAGGAGGACAGGUCCUUGUUGAAGUAAAGAUAACAUGCAACAUAGAUUCUCUGGAACAUAGAACUUGCAACAUACAAAUAGCAAGAAAACUCUAAUGAAGAAGGAUUCGCAGCAGAAUCAACAAACACCGAGUUGAUUGACGAUAGUCUUGAACUGUUAGACUUAUUUACUUAUUCCAGAGUUUUUAAUUGUAAUCCCCUAGGGUUUAAAUGGCAGCCAAAACUUGUUACUAUUGCUUCUAAUUAUGCAGCAUCCAUUAGGGAUGAUAAUACUGCAACUCUGCACCUGAAUUGUAAUGUUUCUCCCAGCCUAACUAUUCCUCAGGUCCUGGACUGGAGGACUUUGUGUUUUCUUUUCUGUACUUUUCAAGUUUUUUUUUUUCUUUUGCGAGAAUUGGAACAUCGGCUUUAUCUCUUCCUCUUAGUACUGCAGAUCAAUUAUAAGGAUAUAACAAUAAGUGAGUUUGGGUUUGUUUUCUCACCCCCAUUAGCAAAUACAUAAAUAGAAUCAAUUGAAAAAAA